AUGGGCAUUCUCAGGGUACCAGAUGGUACGUGUCGUAAGGUCCUACUGACAUUGGUAUGUUUUACUGGUCAGUUUGUUGUGAUGGGACUCUACUACAGUUAUGGUCAGCUGUUUGCUGCAUUGAAACACGAGACUGGAGAAUCAGGUGGCAAAUUAGCCCUGAUUGGGUCCUCCCGAGACUUCUUGCUGAACGGCAUCAUGGCCCUUGGUGGCUUUGGUGUGAACAAAAUUGGCUACGUGAACCUGUCAACAUUGGGUUCUGCACUGGUGGUACUGAGUUUGAUGCUGGACAGCAUCGUACCCAACACAUCAUGGCUCUUCUUGUCCUUCAGUCUCAUCGGCGGCAUAGGCAACGGGGUGCUCUGCAUCCCAUACUACUCCGUGCUCUUUAGCCAGAUGAGUGGACCCAUGCUGCCAGUUGCUGUAGGUUUUGCAGCUGCUGGAGGGGGGGUUGGCACCAUUGUGUUCAACUCAACGCUGGAGCCUCUCCACCAGACCUUUGGCUGGCGCCAUGCUCGGCAAAUUUUGGCAGCAGCCUUGCUGGUGAUUUUGACCCUGAACACCUUGGUGCUACGUUGCUGCACGCGACAAAAACAGGAGAGCCCGGAUGACUCCGUGGAAGAGUCUAACUCCGCAUCAUCUGAUACAUCAUCUGGCUCUCAGCCAUCUCAGUUUCGGCUUGGUAGAGAGCUGGUUGAACUGGUUCGCCCAUUCACGGCUCCAAGUUUUGGGCUUCUGAGCGUGGGUUUGGUCCUGUAUAUGUUCGGAUUUACUGUGCCAUAUACUCAUGUGGUCUACUACGCUGAACUUCAGGGGUACAAGAGAGCCGCAACGCUGGUAUCAGUCAUGGGCGCAGGGAGCACAGUUGGACGCAUCGUUUGCGGCAUUUGUGCUGCUGUCGUGUCUCCACGGCGCCUUUUCUUGCUGGUGAUCCUCAUCCAAGGACUAAGCCUGGCUUGGCUGCCCAGUUGCAGCACGGAGGCGGAGUUGAUGGCCUUCUCGGUGAUCUUUGGAGGUUCUUCAGGAGCCCGGGUGGCAUUGCUGUCUCUGCUGGUCUGUGAACUCUAUGGGGCCGAAAAGGUGCCGCAUCUCUUUGGUUUGGCAGGCCUUGCCAUUGGUGUUGGGACUCUCAUUGGACCUACGCUGGUGGGCAGCAUUUUCGAUCGAAGUGGGAGCUAUGCAACAGCUUUCUUGACGAUGGGCAUUCCCGUGGUACCAGAUGGGACGUGUCGGAAUGUCCUACUGACGUUCACCUGUUUUACAGGUCAAUUUGUUGUGGUGGGGCUCUUCUAUAGUUAUGGCCAGCUGUUUGCUGCGUUGAUUCACGAGACUGGAGAAUCAGGCGGCAAAUUAGCCCUGAUUGGGUCCUCCCGAGACUUCUUGCUGAACGGCAUCAUGGCCCUUGGUGGCUUUGGUGUGAACAAAAUUGGCUACGUGACUUUGUCAACAUUGGGCUCUGCAAUGGUCGUGCUAAGUUUGAUCUUCGACAGCAUCGUACCCAACACAUCAUGGCUCUUCUUGUCCUUCAGUCUCAUCGGCGGCAUAGGCAACGGGCUGCUCUGCAUCCCGUACUUCACAGUGCUCUACAGCAAGAUGAGUGGGCCCAUGCUGCCAGUUGCCGUGGGUUUUGCAGCUGCUGGAGGGGGGAUUGGCACCAUUGUGUUCAACUUGAUACUGGAACCUCUCCACCAGACCUUUGGCUGGCGCCAUGCUCGGCAAAUUCUGGCAGCAGCCUUGCUGGUGAUUUUGACCCUGAACACCUUGGUGCUACGUUGCUGCACGCGUCAAAAACAGGAGAGCCCGGAUGAUUCAAUGGAAGAGUCUAACUCCGCAUCAUCUGAUACAUCAUCUGGCUCUCAGCCAUCUCAGUUUCGGCUUGGUAGAGAGCUGGUUGAACUGGUUCGCCCAUUCGCGGCUCCAAGUUUUGGGCUUCUGAGUGUGGGUUUGGUGCUGUAUAUGUGUGGAUUUACUGUGCCAUAUACUCAUGUGGUCUACUAUGCUGAAUUGCAGGGGUACAAGAAGGCCGCAACGCUGGUAUCAGUCAUGGGCGCAGGGAGCACGGUGGGUCGCAUGCUUUGCGGCAUUUGUGCUGCUGUCGUGUCCCCACGGCUCCUUUUCUUGCUGGUGAUAUUCAUCCAGGGACUGGGCCUGGCUUGGCUGCCCACUUGCAGUACGGAGGCGGAGUUGAUGGCCUUCUCGGUGAUCUUUGGAGGUUCUUCAGGAGCCCGGGUGGCAUUGCUGUCUCUGCUGGUCUGUGAACUCUAUGGGGCCGAAAAGGUGCCGCAUCUCUUUGGUUUAGCAGGCCUUGCUAUUGGUGUCGGGAAUCUUAUUGGACCUACGCUGGUGGGCAGCAUUUACGAUCUAACUGGCAGCUAUGGCACGGCUUUCUUGACGUCUGCAUGUUUAGUCCUUGUAUCCAUUCCAUGCAUGCUGGCAUCAUACUGGGAUGCCGCACGAUAUAGGGAAGUUAGCAAAGCUGACCUGGAAGAAGUUUGAUUCAGAUAAUUCAUAUUGAUAUUGUGUGAUUUUAGCGGAUGCAUGUCUGGUGGAUGGCUUUCAAAAUUGUUUGUUUUCCAUCCCUACAGGCUUUUGGCCGGAGCAGUGGUUGACUUUGUAAAGUGUACGGGUUUUCUUCCCAUGUGCUCCCGGCUACUGGAAUUUGCCAACCUGUUUGCCCAAAGAAUUUUGUUCCCCAAGACGUUGUGCAGCCUGAUUACUAUGGCUGGCAACUUUUGUCUCUUGGGAUGGCGGGAUCACAUUUUCCAACCCA
This is a messenger RNA of Cladocopium goreaui, 2770 nucleotides long. NCBI's taxonomy places the organism in Eukaryota, Dinophyceae, Suessiales, Symbiodiniaceae. The record is from the annotation of a GenBank genome assembly.